GUCAUUUUCAUUUGCUCUCAACUGACAGCCGCACGUGUUGGUCUCGCAUGUCUUGCCUGCUCGGUUGUAAACAAACGCAUGAAAAUGCCUCCGUUUGCACGUGAAAAUAACUUAUUAGUGUAUAAAGGUAACAAUUUUUUGAAGCAACGCUUGCUGCUUUCAACACUCAGCGGCAAACCAGUGAAAAUCAUCGAAAUCCGAAGUGAAGAUGCCAAUCUCGGCUUAAGGGAAUACGAAAUCAGCUUGAUCCGUCUUUUCGAUAAAAUCACAAAUGGAACGAAAAUUGAAUUAAAUGAAUCUGGCACAAGCUUGUAUUUUUGUCCGGGAUUGCUACAUGGUGGAGCGUUCCAUCAUGAUUGUUGUACUCAACGGGGAAUCGGGUACUACCUCGACGUUCUUAUCGCAUUGGGACCGUUCUGCAAAACACCUUUAAACAUCACCCUCAGAGGAGUCACAAAUAGCAAGGAAAGUCCAUCCGUUGACCAUAUAAAAGGCGCUGCAAUUCCGGUACUCAAAAAGUUCAUAGUCGUCGAUGAGGGCCUUGAACUGAAAGUAACGAAACGUGGAAUGAUGCCUGGCGGUGGCGGAGAAGUAGUUUUUAAAUGCCCAGUGAAGCAAAAAUUGCGACCAACACAGUUCCUGAAAGCUGGAAUGGUCAAGAGAAUACGUGGAACUGUGUACGCCUCCAAAGUAUCACCAGCAAUGGCGAAUAGAACAGUUGAAUCGGCGAAAGGAGUUAUGCUCAAUUUUCUGCCUGACGUCUACAUCUACACCGACCAAAAUCGAGGUAAAAUGUCCGGGAACAGCCCUGGAUUCGGGGUCAACCUCAUCGCCGAGACGACCGAUGGUGUCUUCUACUCAGCUGAGGCAAUUUCCAAUACAAAAGACGAGGGAAAAGAACCGUCUGUUCCGGAAGAUCUAGGUCGCGAAGCUGCUUACCGACUUCUAGACGAAAUCUAUCGCGGCGGAUGUGUCGACUCAUCAUUUCAGUGGCUGACGAUACUGUUCAUGGCGCUGGGGCAAAAGGAUGUGUCGAAAUACUUAACAGGGCCGUUGUCUGAUUACAGCGUGCACUUCCUUCAGCAUCUGAGAGACUUCUUCGCAAUAACAUUCAAACUGGAGAAUCCCGAACAGGACGACGAAGAUGACGCUUUGCCUGGUGCACAGAAAGUCCUGAUGACAUGCGUGGGGAUAGGUUACACAAAUAUCAAUAAAAGAGUCAUUUAGAAAGAAAGAAAUUUAGCUUUUUUUUAU
Molecule: messenger RNA, 1254 nt
Organism: Hermetia illucens (black soldier fly)
Lineage: Eukaryota; Metazoa; Arthropoda; Insecta; Diptera; Stratiomyidae
Gene: Rtc1
Product: probable RNA 3'-terminal phosphate cyclase-like protein
Exons: 4
Coding region: 79-1227 (382 amino acids)
Biological process (GO): endonucleolytic cleavage of tricistronic rRNA transcript (SSU-rRNA, 5.8S rRNA, LSU-rRNA); ribosome biogenesis
Cellular component (GO): nucleolus
Molecular function (GO): RNA endonuclease activity
Source: RefSeq, a predicted model, not a curated record